AUGUCCGACAACUCCCCGAACGUUAUAUGCCCCAGCUCGGGGGAGCAGGACAUUAAAGAUACAGAAAUCGCAGCAACUGAGGCCGCGAGUGCUAAAUGUGUUAAAAUACAACAAGAUGACCAUGAUACACCAUAUGCUGAGAAAAAUAACCUUGAGAGACAAACCAAACUCUUCGAAUGUAACAAAAAUUUGAUAGACAAAGUGAUAUUGAACUAUAUCAUAGUAAAGCAAAUACUCAGUAAUUUGUCGUGGCAAGAUAAAUUGCUCUGUGAACAUGUCUGUACAACUUGGAAUUCAGCUAUAAAAACAUUAAGAAGAGAACAGCUUGGUCCAGGGGAUUUUGUCACAGACUUUCGAACUCAUUCAUUGACAUGUGGUACUGUAUACAAACAGUCAAUAACUUUUUGUAACAAUCCUAUGGUGGUUAUGACCUUUGUCAAUACAUCUGGAUUUAGUAUGUCAUGUCAGUGUAAAUUAAUAAAACCAAAUCCAUGCCCUCAACCAUGCAAAAAAGAACAUUGUUUGAUUGAUGUGGUGCAUAAAUUUAGCUGUGCUCCCAAUGACUGCAUGAACAUUGUUAGAUCAGACUACAUAACCUACAUGCCUCUACCACAAUCAGUGACCUAUAAACACACUAUAACCCAUUUGAAAUCACAUCCCUUUAUAGGAGGCUUAUACAUUCCAGUGAUACCUGAUGUAAAGUAUCAUACAAUCAACAUAAAGUCAAAUGGAAUCAUGCAGGACGACUUUUAUAGUAUAGUUGAUGAAAUAGCAAAAGACAGAACGUUCAAAGGAGUUCUUGUGUAUGUGACGGACAAGUAUUUGUUGCGUUCUGUUGAACAUAUUGUCUUUUUAAAUUAUUUCAAGGAUGUACAACCCAAUGUACCAUAUGCGUUAGGAGGCUGUAUUAUCGAUGAUACUAUAUUUGAACAAAGAGAUAUUAAUGGAAUUGUUGAAGGCGUCAAUAAUGGAAAUGAUUUUAUAAGCGAAAAUUUGAUCUCAAUGGGCUUAUUUACUGUUCCAAAAGAAUCUCCAAGCAAAGAUUACAAUUUUGAGAUGUAUUCGUUUAUUCUCGAAUCAUCAGAUUGGUCUAAAGUUAAAAUACAGCAGGCAAUCACUGAGUUCUCAAAGAGAGUACCAAGAUUUGAGUACAGCGUAGCUCUCAAACUUUCCUGUGUUGGUCGUGAUCGGAAACAUAAGUGGGAGCAAGAGUGUUUCCGCGCUGUUUUCCCGUAUACUAGGAUUAUAGGUUGUUUUGGUAAUGGAGAAAUAGGUGUCAACCACCCUGCGAAACCUGCACCAGCAGAGUCAAUAAAUAGUGUUAAAAGGCAUAGAAGAGACUCUGGACCACAAUUUGGUAUUGUGUAUUCAUAUUCUACUGUCUUUGUAUACAUAGGCUGGGGUAAAAUGAUUCAGCCAAAGUAGUUAAAGUAAUAAAGAAUAAUUUGGACAUAAUUACUAAGUGGCCCAAUAUUUAAGGAGUUAAUGAGGUAGAAUAAGUAUUUCUAUAAUAACUGUGUCUAAGUUGUAAAAAUUUUAAUUUUUAAAAAAAAUUAUUUCGUAAUUUGAGGCUAAGAACAUAAUUUGAAAAACACUUCUGUUAAUAGUCAUGUUCUUGUAACAUUGUUUGUUUAAACAAAUAUAAUUUUAAAUAAGGAGUAAGUUUGAUAAAAAUAUUUUGUGUACGAAUUUAUGUUGGAGACAAUUAUGUAAUAUAGUAAAUAAUUAAUUACACAAUAAGUGUAAGUAUAAGUUUGAUCAUUUUUUUUCCUGUCACUUGAAAGAGUAACCAAAAAGGUAUAAUAUACAGAAUAGAAAUAAGAUUUUUGUGUAAGUUAGAAUUGAUAUAUAAAUGACAUUUGUAUGCUUAUAAAUAAACAAAAAUUAUACAUAAAUCGUGUUAUUUUAACGGGAAAAAGGGUAACGACUGGGUCGUUAAAUUUCGUAAAUAAUAUGAUAAGGAAAGGAUCAUAUAAUCUAUUUAUUAAUCAGACCUAAGUUGAAUGUAGAAUAAUAAAUAAAUGAUUUAUGUACAAACA
This is a messenger RNA of Melitaea cinxia (Glanville fritillary), 2039 nucleotides long. RefSeq lists its product as uncharacterized. The transcript has 4 exons. The coding region runs from base 1 to 1425 and encodes 474 amino acids. Lineage: Eukaryota; Metazoa; Arthropoda; Insecta; Lepidoptera; Nymphalidae. The record is from RefSeq and is a predicted model, not a curated record.